Molecule: messenger RNA, 1420 nt
Organism: Diospyros lotus (date-plum)
Lineage: Eukaryota; Viridiplantae; Streptophyta; Magnoliopsida; Ericales; Ebenaceae
Product: prohibitin-1, mitochondrial-like
Exons: 6
Coding region: 180-1055 (291 amino acids)
Biological process (GO): mitochondrion organization
Cellular component (GO): mitochondrion; membrane
Source: RefSeq, a predicted model, not a curated record
CGACUCCAAAUAAAAACCCCUCAAAAGCCCUACAUCGUUAAACCCUUCCUGUCUCUCUCUGCCUCGAGUCUCGACCCUGUAUAAGCCCUAAACCCACCACACCCCCACCGCUUCUAUCUCUCUCUUUCUCUCUCGAGCUUCAGCAUCUGUGUUCCUGGCCUCCAUAAGGAAUUUGGACUAUGAAUUUCAACAAUGUUAAAGUUCCAAAGGUGCCAGGGGGUGCUGCUGCUUCUGCUUUAAUCAAGUUAGGGACUAUUGCUGGGCUUGCUGUGUAUGGGGUUGCUAACAGUCUUUACAAUGUUGAAGGUGGGCACCGGGCUAUUGUCUUCAAUCGUAUAGUUGGCAUCAAGGACAAGGUAUAUCCUGAAGGAACACAUCUGAUGAUCCCAUGGUUUGAAAGGCCUGUCAUUUAUGAUGUUCGUGCUCGCCCACAUUUGGUGGAAAGUACUUCAGGAAGUCGUGAUCUCCAGAUGGUAAAAAUUGGUCUUCGAGUACUUACCCGUCCUCUGCCAGACCAGUUACCUACUAUCUAUCGAACUCUUGGUGAGAACUAUAAUGAAAGAGUCCUGCCUUCAAUUAUUCAUGAAACACUGAAAGCGGUUGUUGCUCAAUACAAUGCUAGCCAGCUCAUCACUCAGAGAGAGUCUGUUAGUAGGGAAAUUCGGAAGGUAUUGACAGACAGAGCAGCAAAUUUCAACAUUGCUCUGGAUGAUGUCUCCAUUACAACCCUGACAUUUGGGAGGGAGUUUACAGCUGCAAUAGAAGCCAAACAAGUGGCUGCACAAGAGGCUGAGAGGGCCAAAUUUGUUGUUGAAAAGGCUGAGCAAGACAAAAGAAGUGCAAUCAUCCGGGCACAGGGUGAGGCCAAGAGUGCCCAACUGAUAGGCCAAGCUAUUGCCAAUAAUCCGGCAUUUAUUACUCUAAGGAAAAUUGAAGCUGCAAGAGAAAUCGCACAUACAAUCUCAAAUUCAGCGAACAAGGUUUUCUUGAGUGCAGAUGACCUAUUGUUGAACCUCCAGGAGAUGAACUUGGAGAGCACCACUGGGAAGAAAUAAACCAGCAGGUUAUCAACUUUCAAUUACUUCCAUUUGGUUUUGUUUCUGAGUUAGUUCAUAUGUGCAAUGUUUGUUGAGAUCACUGGAGUAAACAUCGAUGGCUUUAUGUUUUUUUCUUUUAUCUUUCAUCUUUUUUCUCUAUGGAAUGAGGGAAUUAUCCAUUGGACGUGUAUCCAGUCAACACUUAGCUAUGGGUAUGCUGGACGUGUGACUUGUUCAAUAAGCGCCAUUACUUCCCUUCCACAUUUUACUGUAAUUGCAGGACCAUGCAUUCAUUUUAAAUAGCAGGGAAGCAGAACGUUUGUAAUUGCAGGAACAUGCAUUCAUUUUAAAUAGAAGGGAAACAAAACAUAUGUAACGGCGUC